AUGAAAGUGAAAAAGGAAAGGAAAAGGGCCAAAAGGGAGAAGGUCAAUUCAAAUGAUUCCAGGUACAAAGCCAGACAAGCCCAGUUAUGCACCUUUUCGAGCUUCGUUGAUGAGAGCGACAGGAGGUCCGGGAGGGGCCGCACGGCCGUUGUUAUAAUAAUCCGGAGUAUACCACAAGAAGGCAACAUAAAGGGACAAGGUGCAGAAGUACCCUUGGAGCUGGAAGAGAGUAACGAAAGACGGCAAGGAAAUACAGUAUUCUUACCAACACCAUGCAGACAAUACGUAAAAAUGGAGAGGAAAGUCUCGCCCAUUGGUGAAUAUAAAAGAGUGGACAGGCCGCACCGGCAAUCUGGUUGGAGACCUCAAGUUUACGACGUGAAACCCAAGGAUAGAGAGGCCUUGGGCAGCAGAAAUGUUUCCACCCACAUUGUUACGGGGCGCAGGGGUAACGUAUGGUCUGCGUGGUAUUCCCAUACAGUUCCAGCCCAGCCACAGACGAGACGAGGCCGUCAGAGACAGCAAUUACCCAGUACGCGCGGAAAAACUGUCAGGGGAGGGGUGAGGAAGGGGAUUGAAGAGAUCCCGAAGCAUCAAAUAAUAACUGGCAGGCGACCAAACUGCCUAGAGAGAGGCAGAGGGGAGCUAGGCGGAGCAUCAGCGAUCUUGGUGUGGAAACAUCGGCAAACGGUGGAAGGUAGGAUGCAUGGAAUGGCUUUCCGCGUUGUUUGA
Molecule: messenger RNA, 732 nt
Organism: Blastomyces dermatitidis ER-3
Lineage: Eukaryota; Fungi; Ascomycota; Eurotiomycetes; Onygenales; Ajellomycetaceae
Exons: 4
Coding region: 1-732 (243 amino acids)
Source: RefSeq, a predicted model, not a curated record